Messenger RNA from Cryptotermes secundus, 5114 nucleotides. RefSeq names its product golgin subfamily B member 1. Gene Ontology annotation, cellular component: cytoskeleton. The transcript has 3 exons. Bases 152 to 4492 code for a protein of 1446 amino acids. Lineage: Eukaryota; Metazoa; Arthropoda; Insecta; Blattodea; Kalotermitidae. The record is from RefSeq and is a predicted model, not a curated record.
CUCAUGUUGAUUCUUGCAAUUCUGCCAUCAGCAGGAACCAGAAGCAGACUGACUUCAGAGAAGCAUACACAACAGCUGGCCACUGCUUUGCACCAUUUUGACAGUGGCACAACUAUAUCAAAAAGGAAAUCCUCAAAAUCCCACCUGAAAUAUGGGAAACAUAAGCAGCCAAGAACAAGUGGAGCCUGACCCCUGGUGGGAGCCAAACCAGCUACAGCACUACAGCACGCAAAAUGUGCCUUCACACACUGACCCACAGGAGUCAGAUGCCACAGUCUGUAAGACACAUACACAAGAAACCACAAGACCAUGUGAAGAAAUGAUACUGUCAGAAACAACAUGGCAACGGAGGGAACUAACACUCGGACAAACCAUCCAACACCUUGCAGAAGAGAAUAUGCGACUAACUGUUGCAAGGCAGGUUGCUGAGAAGAGACUGGAUGAAAUGCAUGCAGAGUUUAAAGCAGAAACACAACGGACUUCUGAAGAACUGAACAGAGUGCGUGGUGAAGCAGAGAAAACUCAGCAAAUGUUUAAGAAACUCCAUGCCCAGAUACAGGCAGGUAGGGAAGACAGACAGAUGAUCACCUUAGAAAUGGAGCGGAUAAGGUCUGGUUUUGAUGCAGAAAGAGAAGCAAAGGAGGAAGUGAUUGCUGAGAUGAGGAAAUUAAGGGAAGAACGGGAUAAAAAUGCAAGAGAAUUAGAAAACAUCAAAGAACAGUUAAUGCGUGAAAGGAAGGUGGUGGAGGAAAUAACAGCAAUGCUUAGUCAGGAAAGGGAAGAGAAAGAACAUGUCAUGGAAGAACUAGAGAGAAUGAAACAGGAACUGAAAACUGCCAAGAAAUCGUUAGUCUCAACUGCAGUUGAUUUGCAAACACAAAGCAUGCCAGAGGAACAGAGGAUGCAAGAAAGUGAAAGCCUUGGGACUGAGGGGUGUGCAGCAAUGCGAUUGAGAAGUCCAGAGGUAAAGGCAGAAUUGGAGAGGUUUCAAGCAGAAGCAAGUACAAGAAGAGAAGCCAUGCAACGUGUAAUGCAUGCUGUAUCUUCAGAACUUCAGAGAUUAAGGAGAGAACUGACUGCUGAACGUGAAGCUAGACAACAACUGGAAAAGAAUAUGCUGCAUGCUGGUAGCACCAAGAAAUCAAAACAAGAAGAGACAUUAACCCUUGAACUGGAACAAGUACAGCAGAAAAUGAAAGCAGACAAGAAGAGACUCAAACAACUUAGUCAAGAAAAUGAAAGGUUGCAGUUUGAAUUAGAGAAUGAACAUCAAAUUCUUAGAGAGAGGACUGAUGAUCUAGAGAAGAUGCAGACACAGUUGGAAUCUGAACGUGAACACACUCAGAAUCAAAUAAUGGCUCUCAAGGAAGUGGCAACUAUAAGCAAACAAUUGUUGUUAAUAAGGGAAGGACAGGUAAUGCAGUUGAAGGAGAAGCUGAAGGAAAUCGAAGCUUCUGUUAUAAACAGGGUACAUGAGAAAUUAUCAGUAGAUCUAAAAACAGAAUAUGAAUCCCAGAUCGAGAAUAUACGUAGUUUGAAGGGUCUGUAUGAGGAGCGUAUGAAAGUCAUACUUUCAGAGAAAGAUAAACUCGUUCAGGAUUCUGAAGAGAAAUCUCAGCAUCUAAAAGCAGAAAUUAAAAAGUCAGCAGAAUUUGAACAGCAACUAGCAGAAUUGAAAGUAUCACUGUCACAGAAGGAAGAAGAAAACUCAAAUUUGCAGAUACAGCUUGAUGAUUCUGAGGACAAAAGUAAAGGUUUGGCCAAUGAACUGUCACACAUAAACAAUCUGUUCACUCAGAUGUUAGUUGGCAGCACAACAACUGAUAUGGAUCUUGACAGACUCACUAGACUACUUCAAGAAAACCAUGAUCUUAUCACAGAAAUAACCAUUAAGGAAGACUCUAGUGAAGCUGCUGCCACUUUGCCAAAAUUAUUGUUAGAUCUAGUGACACAAGUGGACAGUGGAACAGCUUCAACAUCAAGCUCUCCAACGGGGGAGAGGACUGAAGAUAAUCCAUUGGCGCUUGAGACACCCCCUCCUCCAAUUGUUCAUGGCCUCACAGCAGAAGAUGUGCCUGGAAUGAACAGUAAAAGUACUGAAGAAUCUGCUAAUGGCAUGGCAGUUGAAGAUAUAGCUCUUAAUCUACCCAAAGUGUGGAAGGUUCUCAUGGAACUACUUAGUCAUCAUGUAACUCCAAGUUAUGUUGGAGACCGUGAGGAUAGUAAAAAUAGUUGUUAUAAAAGUGUUGAUACACCAUCUGGCCCUCGUCUGGUAAUAAGUGUUAGUAAGACGUUCCUUCGACUCAAAGACUUGAUUUUAGAAAAGAAAUCACUUCAAAAGGAGCUGACUCGCCUGAAACAGUUGAAUGGGCACUUAGAAUCUAAGCUGAAUGAUCAAGAACACAAGCUAUCUCUAGUAUCAUCCGAACUGAGAAAAACAUGGAAUGUUGUUGAUCGGAUGCAAACCCAGCAUCAACAGCUGCACACUCAUGAGAAGAUAUUACGCUAUGAGCUUCAUGAGAAACGAAAGAUGCUCAAUGAGUUGAAACAGGAACUGGAGUAUUGCCGUGAAAAGUGGGAGCGUGCCCGACAAAAAAACUCGGAAUCUGAACUGGAAUGGAAGAAACUCAGAAAGGAGUUUGCAUCACGUAAACAACACCCUAUGGACUUGCUCAACAACUCAGGUGAAAGUGGUUUUUCAGAUGAGAGAGGAGAUGACAGCUGUGAAGAUGAUGAUGGAACCAGUAAGGAUACUGGGCAACUGGAUCCAGGGAUUGAGGAUCUCUCCAAUCUUCAUGGUGACUCAGGAAUUGUUCGCACAUCAUCUCCAUUAGACACAAAUUUCCCACAACCACGCUUGGUCCUCAGUUCCUCAAGUAUUCAUGAAGCCGAUACAUCAGGUAGUGUACUUGGACAGAGUGAGCUAUUGCUUGAUGAACCUAUUCUUUCAGGUACAAACAUAAUGUCAGCAUCUCCUCCUGUUCGUGAACGUGCAGAGCUAUUAAAUCAUUCUGAAUCUGAAUUAUUAUUGGGAUUAGAAACUGAGUUACAGCCUAACUCAGAAUGCUCAGGUCACAUUGAAUUGCAGCCACAUUCUUUAGACAUGUGCUUUGAUUCUCUGGAGCACAAUAUGAAAGAAGAAUGUAUGUCAGACUGUAGAAUAGAGCCACAGAUCCAUGGUGAUUGUUCAACAAUUUCAUUAAUCACACUGUUAAAACAACAGCUUGCAUUCUUCUCUAGAAACCUUGAUUGUAUAACAACAAGGACUGCUGACAUCACAGGAAAUAAUCUACAAGCUCUGGAAUCUAUAUUUUCAUUGCCUCCUAUUCAAAUUCCAAAAUCUUUACAUGAUAAUAUUACAAAGCAAGAUUAUUUUAAAUCCUUUUACUGUUGUGAACAAGGAGAUUCACUUCAUUUCAGUUCAUCACAUUGUGAACAUAUGUCCACAACACCUGUCUUUUGCAGUAAUGAUGAAAUUGUCAAGUCUGUCUGUUGUGCUUUUAAAUCAGAGCAUGAGGUGGUGCCUGGUGAAGCAGAUUCUCUAGGAGAAAACAAUACACCAAAUGACUGUCCACCAGAAAACAUAACUUCAGUAGAAACAGAUAAUACCAUUCAGUGUUCAGCAGAUGAAAGUACUAUGUUACAAGAACCAACUGUUGAAAAUUCCUUGUGUAACCAACAGAGUUCUCAUGAUGACUCAAGAAGUUCUGAGCAAUCAGGAACCGUGCAGUCUAGUCAAGAAAAUUUGAAGGUAAACAGGACACCUGAAGAAAUCGCAGAAGCUCGUGCAGCUAGGCUCAAGAGAUUGGAGGAACAGUGUCAACAGCUUUACAACAAAGUUACAAGGACCACCCACCGCAGCACUGCAUUAUGUAAUAGAUUAGAAGAAUUACACGAGCAGUAUGGAAGCAAUGAUCCCCCUGUAGGCACCGGAACUGAUUCAGAAAGCAGUGUUCCUGUUCCACCUCCUUUUCCGCAUGUUCUUCCCACCAGGCGGAUCCAGACGUCUGCAAUACUGUCUCAGAGGAAUGAUUCAGAAGAAGUAAUGGUCUCCCCGACUACUACAUCUUCAUUUGGGCAUACUCUUUAUUCUAGUCAGAUCCCAACAGAUGUAGAAGAUAAUGGAACAAUUGAAUCAAGAGAAACUAUAGAAACAAACAGUAUUCCUACGCCAUCUCCAUUCCCUCACAGUAUUCCUUCAUUUGAGAUCUCCGCUAGAGCUGAAUCAAUUGCAGCCGAAAUCAAUCAUGCUGAACAACAGUCAGGAAUUUCUAUUCCUACACCUCCUCCACUGCCACAUAUACUCAGGGGAAGACGGCUUCCAACUUAUUCUGUGCAGUCACAAAUUAAUGGUGAUAGCACAGCACACAGUGAAGACGAAACUACGACACAACGAAUUCCUAGCAUCACACAGACACAUGAAGAAAUGUCACAAGAAUCUACCAUCUCCUCUACAAGAAAUGAAGGCUAUUCAAACUCAAAUUUAAAAUAAAACUGUAUGAUUAUAAGGUACACCUGGAAGUUAAAAUAAACAUACUUUUACUGAACAGGCGAUCAAGAAGGUAGCAAGUGAGACAUAACUCAGCUGUAGUUGAAUAUAAGCAUUUAGUACAACCAGGAAAGAUAAAAUUCAUAGUCGAAAUUAGUUUUAAAUUAAGUUAAAUUCAUUUGUUACUUCUGUAACAAUUAUUCAAUUUAUAAUAGAAACUAUUCUUGUAACAUCUACAUACUUCUUACAUAUGUAUGAUGUAACAUGAGUACUGGUGCUGUUCAGUGUAAGUGUAAAGUUUAUUGUAAAUACAGUUCAGUAUUUGUAAAAAUGACAUAUUUUUAUACUGUUUGUAGCAGGAUGGUAGAAAAUCUUGUAGACAUAUCUGUGAUCUUGUUUUACACAUUAAUUUCUUAUAUACAGUGCAUAGUGGCACUUUCUAUUUUGUUCAAACAAAAGACUUAAGAAUGAUGUUAUUUCAUAUCUUUUCAUUAAUGACAUAAAAAUAUACUAAUUCUGUAAGAUCAAAUCUGUAAAAAGUUGGUCAUGAUUACAAAUUUUAUUAUGAAUGUGGAUAUAAAUUUUUUAAUCAGAAAUUUGGUAAUAUAAUAUAUAAACAUAACAC